AUGAAAGUGAAAAAGACAAGAAAGCAGAAGCGAAAGUUAUUGCUUACCGAUGAAGCAGAAAGCAGAAAACCGGAAAAAAUGAUAAGAAGUAGGAAGUCCAGUGAAGAGAACGAAUCUGUGGCUAAUUUUGUACCUGAUACUAUGCCUACUAGAGCUACUUAUCGUGAACAGUUGGAGGUUGGCAUCCGAAAUCGUGUAUUUGUCCUCGUACAAGGUCCAAUUGGUUGUGGUAAAACAUCGAUUAUAAAGGAAGUUGCACACAGUAUGAAAUUACCAUGUCGAACUAUACAAAUGGGUGAACAAAUCGAUUCGAAAACUUUGUUCGGAAUAUUUCAUUGCCUUGAUAUACCUGGUGAAUUUUGCUGGAAACAGAGCACCUUCACGAAGUACAUUCUUGAUAAGGGAAUCAUACUUUUGGAAGAUAUCGAUUGUGCUUCGGCUGAUCUAAUAUCACAAAUAAUCAACUUAUGUGAUAGUCGUGAAGUACGAGUAACUUCCGGUGAAACAAUACGAAUGCAUAAUGAAGCUUAUAUUGUUGCUACAAUGAGAUGUAUAAGACAGGAAAGAAGUUUCCGAUCAGCUGAUGUUGAAUUGUUGCUUACUUCUGUACCUUUUGAAAUUUCGCUGCCACCAUUUUCAAAUAGUGAACUUCAUCGUGCUAUUUGUAUUUUAUGCAAAAGGGUUGCACCAAUUGCUCAAAAACUGAUUACAUUAUUUGACGAAUUUAUCAACAACUCGGCUAAUCAAUUGAAUGGAAGAAAAUUAGGAGCGACGGAUUUAUUGAAAGCCUGCACACGUAUCAACGAUUUAAAUGAUUUGUCGGAUUCGAUAGCUAUUUUUCAUGAAUUGGUUGACUGUUGGGCAAUUCAUUGCCGCAGGCAGGAAGAUGUUGUUGCAUGUUCGGAAAUAAUUGCCAACAGUUUGUCCUUGAAUCACGAUCAACUAAUGUAUCAGUUGAACCUCCGGUUACCUGAAAUUUCGGUGACACAAACCAGCAUGAGAUGUGGCCGAGUAAAUCUGCCGAGAAAUCAAAUAAAAGGAGAAAGCAAGGUUACUUGUUUUGGCAUUACACGUAACGUAUGUCAGUUACUGGAGCGGAUAGCAGUUUGUGUAAGCCGAAUGGAGCCAAUAUUGCUUGUUGGUGAAACUGGUGUUGGUAAAACAGCUAUUGUACAAUUACUAGCAGAUCGUAUUGGCACUACUCUUCGAGUUGUUAAUCUCAGUCAACAUUCAGAUUCGUCUGAUUUAAUUGGCGGGUAUAAACCAGUAUCAAUACCCUAUUUGUUAAGACCACUAAAAAAAGAAUUUGAUGAUUUAUUUGCUGCAACGUUUGAUUUGAUAAAAAAUGAAAAGUUUCUGAAUCACUUAGAGAUGUGUUUAUCAAAUGGACGAUACAGUGACUAUGCAAAAUUAAUUGCGGAAACAUCACGUCGUAGAUUAAAAAUGUCAUCCAAACAUAACUCUCUCAAAUCGUGGGCGAAGUUACUUGUUCGAGCAGAACGUUGUGCAGAAUCACUGAAAGCUUCAGCUGUUUCUUUUGCAUAUGUUCGUGGAGCAGUUGCUGAAGCUGCUGAACGAGGUGAGUGGCUUCUGGUUGAUGAAAUUAAUUUGGCUACACCGGAAUGUCUGGAUUCUGUGGUACGCCUUACUGAAGAUUCAGAAAGUCGACAUCCAGAUUUCCGUUUGUUUGCAUGCAUGAAUCCUGCCAGUGAUGUAGGGAAACGAAAUCUACCAGCUGGAAUAAGAAGUCGCUUCACUGAAAUUUUUGUACAUGAAACUACAGAAAUGGACCAACUGCAUAUCAUCGCACAGGCUUAUCUUCCAUCAUUUGAUGCUGCAAAAAUAUCUGUUGUGCUGGAACUUUAUCAGACAUUGCGUAUAUCUUUUCCUGGAAAAUAUAGCUUACGUACUUUAUGUCGUGCUUUGGCAUUCACGGCAGAGAAUGUAUUUGGAAAUGAGAUACGUAACAUGUAUGAAGCGGUAUCUAUGUCCUUCAUGAGUGAUCUGAAUGCAGAAGCUCAAGCAGUGGUUGGCAAACUUAUUCAAAGUAAAAUGAAAAAAAUCUCACUGGGUAAAAUGAACGCGAAAUUUAUCGAUAAUCGCAUUGAAGUUGAAGGAUAUUGGAUCGAAAAAGGAAGUGCUAAACCACAGGAUGAUUCCGGUUAUGUUUGUACAGCUUCAGUUCGAAAAAAUUUAGCCCAUCUUGCUCGAAUCGUUUGUAGUGGCAAAUUUCCGGUAUUGUUGGAAGGUGAAACAUCAUGUGGAAAAACAGCCAUGGUAAUCCAUCUUGCUAAAAUUACUGGAAAUACAAUUAUUCGGAUUAAUAAUCAUGAACAUACCGAUCUUCAAGAAUACAUGGGAUCCUAUGUACCAGAUGGUGAUGGCCGUUUCGUAUUUAUGGAAGGUCCAUUAGUAAAAGCUGCUCGUGAUGGACAUUGGAUAAUUCUUGAUGAACUAAAUCUUGCACCAACCGAUAUCAUUGAAGCUUUCAAUAGGUUGCUAGAUGAUAAUCGUGAAUUGUAUAUUUCUGAAACGAACACAGUCGUAAAGGCUAAUCCCCGAUUUCGUGUAUUUGCAACGCAAAAUCCCGUUUGCACUUAUGCCGGUCGUAAACCUCUCUCACGUGCUUUGCUCAAUCGUUUUAUUGUUUUGCAAUUCGAUCAACUGCCAUACAAUGAACUAGCUCAAAUGAUCAUCGUUAGUUGUAAAAUCGCCCCAUCAGCUGCACAAGCAAUGGUUUCGGUAUUUUGUGACUUACGUGCUCAGCGUAGUGCGAUUGGCGUUUUUUCAGCCAGUGAUGGGUUGAUGACACUUCGUGAUUUAUUCAGAUGGGGACAACGACUUGCAGGUUCUAAUGACAAUGAUUGGCGUCAGUGUUUGGUUGAACAUGGGUUUAUGUUGCUUGGUGCACGAUGUCGUAAUGCAGUCGAUGUCGAAUGCGUGAAAAAAAUAUUGGAAAAAAAUUUGAAGCGUAAAAUAGAUGUUGAGCGAUUAUUUGCCACUGACUCGCACUACUUACCGCCUGAAUUUCGUUCAUGCACAGCUGUGAAUAAUAUUGUUUUAACCAGUACCAUUCGAAGGAUGCUUGUUUUGGUUUCACAAAGUUGGCACUUUGCUGAGCCAGUUCUAAUGAUUGGUGAAACAGGAUGUGGUAAAACAACGGUUGCUCAGAUGCUUGCAAAGGAGAAUCUGUUGGCUUUGAAUUGUCAUGAAAGAACGGAAGCUGCUGAUUUUCUGGGUUCAUUACGUCCGGUUGGUAAUGGUGCAUUCAAAUGGAUAUAUGGAGUAGUCGUACAGGCAAUGAAAGAAGGUCGACCACUUCUUAUAGAUGAAAUCUCGCUUGCUUCUGAUUCGGUUUUGGAACGGCUGAAUCCCUUGCUGGAGCCAUCCCGUUCAUUGUUUUUGAAUGAUGGCAGUUUAUCAGGUGGGGAAGUACAAGCAAAAAGUGGUUUCAAUAUUAUAGCAACUAUGAAUCCCGGUGGAGAUUAUGGUAAAAAAGAGCUCUCAAAAGCACUGAGAAAUCGAUUCACAGAAAUUUGGUGUCCAUCAAAUGUAUUCGGUGAUGAUUUAACUGCUAUUGUGGAUCAACUGCUGAGUACAACUACACUGCUGGAUGAGAAUGAUUUGCGGUUAAAAGUUAGCAAAUGUAUUGUAAAAUUCGUGCAGUGGUUCGAUCAUAAAUAUUCUCAUAUGCUGAGGAAUACGAUAACAAUUCGUGAUAUAGUAGCAGUUACUCAGCUUGUUAUUGCUGCAUUGUCACGAUCUAAUUCACCAUCUUUUUCAAUUUACCAUGCUUUUUCGGCAACUCUUUUUGAUGCUUUUGGUACUUUAUCGACUCGUAUCAGUUUGGAUUGCAAUGUCUUGAAGAAAAAGGCCAUUGAUGGACUCUGUCAAAUUAUUCAACAAGAAUUGGAUAGCGUCUGUGAUGUAGCAUCGCUUUCCUUACCGGCUACACUGCAUUUCGAUGAAAAAGAUUCACAUAGUCUCAUUGUUGGAGAUUUUCGUAUUCCUUUUGGACCAGCCAAACGAUUUAUACCCAAAGAUUUUACAUUUGAUGCCCUGACAUGUAAGCAGAAUAUUUUCAGGCUUGUGCGUGGAUUAGCUGUUGAUAAACCAAUAUUGCUUGAAGGUCCUCCAGGUUGUGGUAAAUCAAGCACUGUUGUUGCUUUAGCUGCUGUUACUGGCCAUUCUUUGACUAGAUUGAAUUUGUCGGAACAAACGGACUUGGCAGAUCUCUUCGGUUGCGAUGUGCCCGUUAUUUUGUCUGAUGGUACACCAUCUUUCAUGUGGAGAGAUGGACCUAUUUUGCAUGCAAUCAAAACUGGACAAUGGGUUCUUCUAGAUGAGAUGAAUCUGGCAUCACAGAGUGUUUUGGAAGGUUUAAAUGCAUGUUUCGACCAUCGUCAUCAUCUUUUCAUACCAGAACUGAAUCGAACCUUCGAUAUUGGUGUUGGUGAUAGGAAAACGCGUUUUUUUGCAUGUCAAAAUCCAUGUUCUCAAGGAGGCAAUCGACGGAAGCUACCCAAAUCAUAUGUUAAUCGCUUCACAUCUAUUUAUGUAGCCGAAAUGGAUACAUCAGAUUUCUUUGAAGUUAUAAGAAGUUCAUUUGGAUCUGUAUUGAUUGAUGAUAUUAUCCAACGUAUGGUUAAUGUGAACAAAUCAAUAACAAAUCUUAUGGCAGAAGAUCCAGAGUUUCUAAGGAAGGGAUCACCAUUUGAAUUUAAUUUGCGUGAUUUGUUGAGAUGGGCACAACUAACGGUUGAAAACAAUGGUGAUGUUGCAUAUGGUUUUGAUUUAUUGUACGUAUGGAGAUUACGUAGUAAUGCUGAUCGACAAAAAAUGCGAAGCUUAUUUUAUGAAUGUUUCAAAUUUGAAUGUACUGAAGCUGUAGCAUCACUUUCUUUGAUUGGUUCAUAUAUUCGCAUUGGAAAAGUAGAAUUCGAACGAUCGGGAGCAAUAUGCGGGCGACAAAAUACAAAAUUGUUGUCAUCGCAAAUGAAAUUGCUGAAUAAACUUGCUAUUUGCGUGAAAAUGAAUUGGCUUGCAUUAAUUGUCGGAAAAGCUGGUUCUGGCAAAUCAACAGCUAUAAGCAUUUUGGCAUCGUUACUGGGAAAAAAGCUUCAUACGAUACAUCUAACUUCAGAAUCUGAUUCACUCGAACUUCUCGGGUCGUUUGAACAGAUUACCGAUCAGAUCAAUUUCACUUCCAUAAAACAACACUGUUUGAAUUUGCUUAAACGGUUUCCGGAUUUGCUGGAUGAUAUACAUAGUGCUAGUGAUAUACUUACUUUACGACUAGCUAUACAAACCGCUAUGCUUCUUGUCGAUGAUGAUAUUGCAAAUAAAUUGUUGGAUUACUACAAGGAAUUGGGUGAAAGUAAAAUGCGUUUUGAAUGGCUUAAUAGUCGUUUUGUUGAUGCAUUUAUCAAUGGUUACUGGAUUUUGAUUGAAAAUGUUAAUUGUUGCAGUGCCGCAGUAUUGGAUCGAUUAAAUGCCUGUUUGGAAAAUAAUGGAGAAUUGAAUUUACAAGAAUGUGGUGAUGGUACUUCUGUUGUAAAAGCACAUAAUGAUUUCCGAGUUUUCUUCACUAUGGAUGAUGAUUACGGCAGCGUUUCACGAGCUAUGCGUAAUCGUUCAGUAGAAUUAUAUUUACUUCCUGAUGAUGGUGUUUGGUUUAGAGUAGCACAAGAUCUAGUGAAUAUGGUGAUGAACACGGAAAAUCAAAAUAUUCUACGAAUUACACCAGCAAUAAUGCAAGCAUAUGAGCAGCUUUCAUGCUGGGAGUUGUUGAAGUUAAAGAUACUUUUGAAGGAGAAAGACGCGGAUUUUGUAAAUGUAAUAAAGCAUUUCAAAAUAAUCAUGAAUGAAGAAGUCAUGGACACUGAUGAGAACAACGAAGAAACCUUCAUAGUUUACCCUGCAAUAGAUUCUAAUUUUGCUACCAUAUACAGCAAAUGGAAAAUUUUGGUUUGGUCCUAUGUAAGUCAACAUGAUUGGAUGCUUGGUGUUCUCUGGGCUACAUUUUGCAUUCCGUUCAAACACCUGGAAAUUGAGGAAAUGGUCGAACUAUUUAAGUGCACAGAUACGAAAGCAAGAGAUAAGGUUAUUGAAGCCAUUCAAAACCUGAAACAAAAUAAGGCACUGGAUUAUGACGAACGUUUUGAUGGUUCUCCAACAUUGCGCAUUACAAAACCUCCAGACAAAUAUAUAGACAAUGAUAGAUUUAUCAUCGGGAUGUGCGCUUUGUGGACAAAGUUUAAUCUGGAUAAGAUUUUGACUGAGAAAGGAUCUGCCGUUGACCUAAGCAAUCUUUUUAUUAAAAGAAAAAUCCGGAGUGACCAACUUCCUUCACCUGCAAUUUCACAUGUGAAAGAAUUGCUUAAUGAAUUAAAUGUGUACAUUUCAAAGUUUCCUUCAACGGAUUAUGCGGUCUCGGAUUCUUGCUUAAUCUUGUGGAAUAUUACACUUUUCAUAAAAACAUGCCAUCAGCAAAUGGAUUUACGAAGUGGAUGUGCUCCACUUCAUCUUGCAUGGCAGCGUUUGAAUGAUCCUUCUUAUUCUAAUAUUUGGAAACAGUGGUCCACAGGUUUAUGUUCUGCUGCAACUACUAUCGAUAAAGUGUGGUUGACUGAUAAGAAAGCUUUGGAGCGUUACUCUAAUUUUCACAAACGAUGUAGCUUUUUUGAACCAUUUCGGAGUUAUGAGGAGUGGAGAAAGUAUGAAGACGAACUCAAAGAUUUGAAUACGUGCAGUAUUUCAAUGGAAAAUGAAAGCUGCUUGAUACAACAGAAUAUUGCUGAAAUGGAAAAGCAUGAUGAUAAUAAGAGUAGUGUUUUAAGCAUAGCACUGAAAUUAAUGAAGAAUAUUUGCUGUGGUUUUGCUAUUUUGAAUAAUCACAAUGAAAAACAGACAUUGCUUGAGUUGUUAUCAAUAUCAGUGCAUCAUCCUGUUGAGCUUUAUCGCUUGGCAUGGUUAAAUCUUAAAGAUGAAAAAUGGUCACAAGUUGCAUAUUUUAGCCAAUAUCUUAGCUCGGAUUUUGCUGUUCGAGAAAUUCCGAUUGCAUGUAAAAAUAGUGAUCUAGCUUGGGUCACUUUGGGUACUGAAUUGUUCUCGUCAAUAUGGCGUCCGAUGAGUUUUCAGUUAUCUUCACAGGAGAUUACGCUGGCACAGCUUGGUGAUUUUCCCACCCAGCGAAAGCAUUUAUGUACUUAUUUAUGGAAGAUCGGAGCUCACUUAAAAUCUUUUAAAAUGAAAUACAGGGAAAAGCUUCUAACUCUGAUAGAUCAUUUCGAAUCGUUGCUGGAUACGCCAUCUUUUAUUAAUUUAUCUUCCAACAUUACCUUGUCGAGUUUAAUGCAACGACUGGAAAUAGCUGCUUGUUCGUUGUUAUCACUAUCAGUCCCGGCAAAGAACUGCAUUGACCCAGUGAUAAAUGAUGAAAUGAGUUUCAAUUAUUUGAUGAAUAAGUUCCCAUUACUGGCAAUAACAAUGAAUACUUUCUUGGAAGGAAUUGUCGAACAGCAACGCACAUUUUCCCAUAUUGAUUUGGAUCAUUUAGACAGUUUAUCGGAUAAUGAUAUUCAAAUGACUGUAGCACAGAUUGAUACCUUUUUGACAUCUGUUCAAUCUUUCUAUAAUAAAAUAUUUGCUGAAUAUAGUGCUUUUGUGGAUAUUAUCUGCCCGUUUUUCAUGUUUUUGAAUGUUUUGGUGGCAGCGGUUUCGUACAAGCGUUUUCAUUUGAUUCAAACAAUCAAUUCACGCGAUUUGAUUGCUGCCUACAACUUUCCAACCAAAUUUUCGUUUAAAUGGAAUUGCUUGAAUAAUUUACCAGAAAGUGGUGUUUUUUAUAAAUGGUGUAUCUCGCAGAAGACAAUAAUGCCGAAGAGACUACAGAAAGAAUUAGUAGCUCUUUCUCUGCAGAAAUACAGGAAAAACAGGCAGUGCUUCACCGAACCCAAAGAGAUUAUGAUCAAAGCAGUUGUUGAAUGGAUUAGAAACGAGUGGUCGAAUUGGUUUAAAGCUAAUACAGAAAAGCAAGAAAAAGCGUAUGUUUAUCGAAAAAGCGCAAAGUAUGGAGAAGAAGAACUUGAUGAGGAUGACAUAAAGCUUCGAGAACUGCUGCCAGAUUUCUCAACUUCCGACGAUGAGCAGGAUUUACUUGAAGAACCUCAACUUUUCACUUCAGGAUCUGAGACCUGCAUCGAUAGCGAAGGUUUAACAGAAAUACUUCAUUUAUUGGCGGAUGAGAAAUCUAUGCAUAACUACGAUGGUCACAUGGCUUUAGCAUGGAUGAUGGAUACAGCAUUGUCCUGUGGUCUUGUGGACGAUUUUGUAGAUUCAAAAAUUUUUGUUUAUAAUUUGUACGCACUUAAUCAGUUGGAUCGUAAUCAAGAUAUGCGGGUUGUUGACGUUUACCGAAGGAAUAGCCGAUCAGAGUUGGAGAAAUGUAUUACAGCAAUGAAGCCGCUAAUUAAGCGUGUAUACUGGUUAAAAGAAAAAUGGCCUGAAAUGACAGUCUUGGAUGGUAUAUUGCAGCGAGCACAGAAGAUAUUGUCUACGUCGAUGGAAACUUCUCAAAUGCAAUUUUCGGCACUUCUGGAGCAUCUGCUGGCAGAAGCAGAUUUAUGGGAGAAAGUGGCUGAUCGAAAGCAUUCGCUAAUGAAUGAACUGGAAGAGUUGCGACAUUUGUUGGUGAAUUGGCGUAAGAUGGAAGUAUUGUGUUGGGAUAAUUUACUUGAACAAGUACAGACCGAUUGUCGUACACAGACACUGCUGUUGUCGUGGCCACUUUUCGAAGCACUUUAUAAAGUGGAUAAAGGUGACGAUGAAAUUUUAGCGAUGACAAUUGAAUGGAUACAAAAUUCGACAAUUAUUGACUUUAAAGCUCGGCUAUUGACUGCUGAUUUGCUUAUCAAGUUUAUCAUGCUGGCAAAAGAAAGUAUGAGGGGUAACUUAUGUCAGCGCCUGAGAUCAGUAGUUGCAUAUUUCCGGCUAUUUGACACUGUAGUUGAAAAUAAAUUAGCCACACAGAAGGAACCAACAGAAAAGCAGCUACAUGAUUUUGUAAAAAUCAUGAAAUACAAUGACUUAAAUUUAUGGAGCGUGAAGGCAUCAGCUCAAAAAGCUCACAAGCAAUUAUUUCGUCUCUUGAAACAGUUUAAAUUAUCCAGUAGUGAUUUAGUUGCUCCCCUUCUUGAUGAAAUUCCACAGAUGCUGUCAACAACAGAACAUCAGACUAAACCGACAUUUGCUACUGACCGAAUAAUAUCAUGUAACGAUUUUUAUGCGAAACGUGCGGUUGACUUAACGUCAAAAAUUGCGAAACAUUUAAUGGAUGGUAUCCAUUUGGAAAAUAUUGAGGAAUUAACAGAAUUUGUUAAAUGCUGCAACGAUCUUAUUCGUAAAGACAUUCAAUACGAGGGAAGCGACAGUGAAAAGGAAAAGCAGCAAGGUCGUGCACUGAGUGAACGACAAAAGGCAGUUGCACGUUUAUUGAAAGAUAGUAUUGCACUUGGUCUAAGUACUCGAAAAGGCUUGAUGGUUAAUGCUGAACAGUUAACUGCUAAUGUUGUCGCUGGAAUGCCUGAAGACAAUAAAAUGUUGACAAGGUUUAUAAGGUACGGAGGAGCAUCACGAAAUGUUGUUUUGAAGAACUUUCAUAAGCCAAAUGCCCAAAUCGGUACGAAGACGAUGAGCGAAUUAAAGGGACUCACGGAAUUUAUCCUGAAUGAACUGUACUUAUGUGAUCAGCUUAUAACAGUCAACAGAGAAAUGCUAAGGAGGAUGGAUAGUUCUAAAAAAAUGUUGUUGAAUUAUCUAAAAAAUGCUAAGGAUAUAAAACAACCUUGCUUACAUGGUCAGCAGUGGUUGCAUUGUCUACAACAGUCGAAAUAUUCAGCGCUUAAAUUUAAUUCGCUUUUGGAAUUUAUGGGAAAAAAACUUGAGAACGCUCCGGAAUGCAAUACUGAUUUCGAAGAAAACACUGUUCUGAAACUCAGUGGUAUUCAAGAUACUCGAUUAUCGCAGUUGCAUAAGCAACAUCAAGAAUAUAAUGCAACAUUUGACGUAAUUAGAAAAAUACGAGAUGCAGCAUCAAGAAUACUUGAUACUAUUGAAUUGUCGCUUCUUCAUUCAUUGGAUUGUAGCAAUAUUGCUAUUUGGAAAAGUUCCGAUAUAUCGCACACCAUUAAUACUGUGAAAUCGGAAAGCACUGAUAUAAAUUCUCAACUAUCUCUCAUCUCAUGUGUAAUGGUUGAAGAGGUCGAAGAGGCAAAGGGAAUCUUGCGUGAGGUUUUAGAAGCGUUGACGAAUCCGACAAAUGUUCAGGCAACGACUGGAGAUGUACAAUGGGAGGGAAUUCAGGCUUUGUUGAUCAUAGUGCAAAAUACUUACAAGCAAGCAAUGUCAAUUGAUUUUGACAAUGACCGUUUUAUGGAUAUUCUGAGGCAAUUGACAUAUUUACUACGAAAUUUGAAUUUUGAUAAGUCAACUGAAGAAAUAUGGAACUUGUGUGUACAAUUAUCUGAAGGUAAGCGAUCGAUGGAAUAUGAUCGUUUGGAGCAAGUAACUUCGUUAAGUAGUACGCUUUGUGAACUUUUGUCCUUCAUUUUGGAGGUAGUUGAGAAUUCUGCAAUUGAGUUGGCCAAAUAUUAUAUACACUUCGAAUCAAUGACUGCUGCACUACUUGAAAAAGGUUAUGUAAAUCCGAUACCGAAGCCUCAAAAGGAGGGCAGUGAAAAGGAUGGAGGUGAACCGCAGUCAUAUGAUGACGACAUUGCUGGUUUAGGAGAUGCUAAAGGUGAGAAGGAUGUUGGUGAUGAUAUCGAUGAAACAGGACAGGUUGAAGGCUUGAGAGGUGAGGAGGAAAAUGCGGUAGAACCAGUUGAAAAUAAAGACGAUGGUACGCCGCUUGACAUGGAUGACGAUUUUGGUGGAUGUUUAGAGGAUAUUGAUCGUGAACAGUGCGACGAUAAUGAAGGAAGUGAUAAAGAUGAAGACAAUGAACUUGAAGCGGAUAUGGAGGUGGGAGAUGUUAACGAAAGUGAGCAAGAUAAACUGGAUCCUGAUUUAUGGGAUCAAAAUGAUGAUAAUAAACAAGAACUUGCUGAUGGCAGCGAAGGCGCAAAUAAAAAAACAGACAAUAUGGAAGCGAAUAAUGAUGAACGGAAUUCUAAAAAUGACAAAAAAGAUAAAGAUAUAUUUGAUGGUGAUGAUAGUAAAGAUGACACUGCUGAUGACGAAUUGGAGAAUGUUGAUGAGCGUGACUUAUUGGAUAAUGGCGUGGAUAAUAAGGAUUACGAACAAACUAAUGAAGAUAAUGGAGAUCGUAAUGAUGAUAAUGAGAGUGAAAACAAGUCAGAGAACGAUAUGGAAGAUGUUAUGAAUGAUAAUUUAGAUGGAGAUGACGAUCAGUCAAAUAGUGAUGUUGAAGAGGAGAUGAUAACAGAAAUGACUGAAAAGGAUAAGGAGGAAAUUCUGAAUGGAACAAAUGAUGCUAACGUGGAAGAGUUAAACAAGAAUGAUGAUGAAGUCCUCAAAGGUGGUUCUGGAGGAAUGGAUAGAGGAGAAGUGGAAGAUACCACAGGCAGUGACAAUGUUUUAAAUCCAAAUGACAUAACUGAGGAUGAUGAGAAUAUGAGAGAGAAUGAUUUAAUGGCGGGGAUAGAAGGCAAGGGAAAAAGUGGUCGUGGAGAAACAGAAAACGACGACAUAAGAAAUGAAAAAUCAGAAGAUGUAAAGGAAGAUGACAAGGAAUCCAAAAAAGAGAAGAAAUUAGCUGAUGAUAUUACUGAUGUAGUCGUACAAAAAACUCUUCCAAACGGUCAGCAAAAAGAUGAAGAAGGACCCGAAUUUGGACAUCUUGAUGGAAAUAAUAGCAGUUUGCGCGAGCAGAUAGUCAUUGAUAAAAGUUCGGUAGAAGAAGCAAGAAAUUCAAAAGGAAAUAGAGACCAGUUAAGAGACUUGAAGAAUAUAAAUGUAGAACAGAAUGAUGAAGAAAUGACGAAAAAUAAUAGUGCCGGAGAUGAACAUGAAGUGGACGAGGACGAUUUGAUCGAUACUGAUAUCUGGGAUUCCGAUUUCCAAAGCUCUAUUAUUCACUCAACAGCAAAUUUUCAUCGUUCGAUGGGAUGUUCAAAUUCGACAAUUACUUUGCUGGAUACAGAGGAGGUAGGUUUGUCGAGUGCUGAUGCAGAAGAUCGAUGGAAUAGAAUUUCUGAUUCGGUUUCUGUUUUAGCAGCUGAGCUUUCGGAAAAUCUGCGAAUGAUUAUUGAACCAACGGUGGCUUCCAGAUUUGAAGGUGACUAUCGAACUGGUAAAAGACUCAAUAUGCGUCGUUUGAUUGCAUAUAUUGCUAGCGGCUAUAGAAAAGAUAAAAUUUGGUUACGUCGUACAAAAAAAGCUCAGCACAACUACCAAAUUUUAAUAGCUGUUGACGACUCAUCUUCUAUGCACGAUAACCAAAUUAAAUUGAAAGCUUGUCAAAGUGUUGCUAUGAUUGAAAGCGGACUGCGAAGACUUGAAAUAGGACAGUUGGCAAUCUGUAAAUUUGGUGGUUCGGUGAAAAUGAUUUCCGACUUUGGAGAUCGUGGUGGUAGUGGCUUGGGUGGAAAAUUAAUAAACGAGCUAAACUUUGGUCAAAACCGAACCGACUUAGUCAAUUUAUUGAACUGUAGUAAGAAGAUUUUUGAGCAAGCCAGAGGACGCGAAAGAAACAACCAGAUGUUGAUCAUUGUUUCGGAUGGCAGGGGAGUAUUGGCGGAUGGCGCUGAGGCAGUGAAAAAAGCUGUAGCAGAAGUGCACGCUGACCGAGUUACAGUACUUUUUGUGGCAAUCGACAAUGGUGAAAAGUCAAUCGUGGAUAUGAAAGUAGCUGAAUUUACAGCUGAUGGAAAUGUGAAUCUCAUUCCAUAUCUACAGAAAUUUCCGUUUCCGUUUUAUGUGGUUGUUGGACAUGUUGCUAUGUUACCAGCUACAAUUAGUGAUGCAGUCAGGCAGUGGUUUGAGCUUACUACGCGUGACUCGUGA
Molecule: messenger RNA, 13026 nt
Organism: Brugia pahangi
Lineage: Eukaryota; Metazoa; Nematoda; Chromadorea; Rhabditida; Onchocercidae
Source: the annotation of a GenBank genome assembly